GUAAUUGCCUCGGUGAUGUCGUGGGUUCAAGCAGCCUCCUUGAUCCAGGGCCCUGGAGACAAAGGGGACGUGUUUGACGAAGAAGCAGACGAGUCGCUCCUGGCGCAGCGGGAAUGGCAGAGUAACAUGCAAAGACGAGUCAAAGAAGGUUAUAGAGAUGGAAUAGAUGCUGGCAAAGCAGUUACUCUUCAACAGGGCUUCAAUCAAGGUUAUAAGAAAGGUGCAGAAGUCAUUUUAAACUAUGGACGACUCCGAGGAACAUUGAGGAACUCAACGGAUUGGAGCCUACUGGGCUUGAGAGCCCCGCUGAGGAGUCCGGAGGUUGGGACGCAACUACUGCCGCGUCCCCUCCCGGUCCCCGGCCACAUGGCGAGCGGGGCGACACCGAAGCAGCCCACGGAGCUCGAGGCGACGCUGCUGAGCCUGGUUCCCCAAAGCGGCCGCGCCACUCCCCGCUUCCCCGCCCGGCUCCGGGCCCCAGGCCCUGGGACGCCGAGCCACCGCCGGCGUUUCAGACGCAAACCCCACCGCGACCCUGCAGCAGCCUGCCCCGCCUGGCCGCCAGAGGCACCUUCCAACUCCGAAACACAUUUUUCAACAUAUAAUAGAAUCAUUAUCAGAGGUGGACACAUUUAGAAGUUGUUCUUAAUCAGAGGGCAGCUUGUGCUUAGGAAAGCCAGCCUCAGUCCUCAGCACCCAGCACCCAGUGCUGCAGGUUUCUCCUGGGUGAAGAUGGACCAGCCCACCUUGGCCCUCCGGCAAGCUAGAACAAUAUGUACACGUCUCUCAAACUAUGAAGAGAAGAUUUGGGAGGAGUAUGAGAAAAUCCUCAAUACCAAACUAGCAGAGCAAUACGAGUCGUUUGUGAAAUUCACACAUGAGCAGAUUAUGCGACCAUGUGGGACAAGCCCAACAAACUAUGUGUCUUGAAGCUUUUUGUUGCAGAUCUCGGUACCAGGUUUGACCUCAAGGCAUGGUUGCUAUACAUUUUUUGCAACUGUUUGAUAUCACAUUUCAGCUCCAACUUUGCAUCCUGAGAACAUUCCAACGUUUCUGCAGGUCCAUUUUAUACGACUUGAAAGACCUUAAAACUUUCUGGUUGCCACAGGUAUAUCUUUCUUUUCUGUUCAUCCAGUAAAUAGUCAUACCCUACUGUGACAGAUUUUUCCAAACAAAAAUACCUGGAGCAGCAGUGUAGCAAAAUAUGCCUUCAGUGGCACUCAACAAAUGGAGUUUCCCCAAGCACAGUUCUGUAAGAAGUGUGUGUGAGAGUGUGUAUGUGUCUGUACAUGUACUUUAGAUUAUGGUUUGUAUUGUGCAAAUUUUUUUGAUCUUGGGGAUUCUGGCUGUGGAUUUGAUGCAGAAAAUUAUGGUUAAAAACUAUGGUCUACAGAAGAUACUUAAUGCUUUGUGACUAUAUAAAUUGUAACAGUGGAUUGUUUUAUGUGUAGGUAUUAUUGUUAAAUAUGGGGACUGUUCACCAGGCACAAAAUAGGAAUCAUAAAUUAGGAUGCAGGCUGGGUAUGGUGGCUCAUGCCUGUAAUCCCAGCACUUUGGGAGGAGGCCGAGCUGGGCGGAUCGCUUGAGGAGAGUUCGUGAUCAGCCUGGCCAACGUGGAGAAACCCUGUCCCUACUAAAAAUACAAAAAUUAGGUGGACAUGGUGGCGAGCACCUGUAAUCCCAGCUUCUCGGGAGGCUGAGGCAGGAGAAUCACUUGAACCAGGGAGGCAGAGGUUGCAGUGAGCCCAGAUUGUGCCACUGCACUCUAGCCUCGGUGACAGAGUAAGAUUCCAUCUCAAAGAAAAAAAAAAAAAGUGAAGAUGGCCAUUGGCUGUGGUUAUGACAAUACAGUGAAAGUCUGUUGUCUUAGAUAUACAAAUACAUAGUGAGAAAUUAGAACAAACUGGAGACUGGCCUUUGACACAUGGACUCUGCCUAGCUGUGUUAGAAAAAUAUUUAACUCCAAGCCUUAAAAUUCCCAAAUGGAGUUGGUGCUUACCUCAUUCACACAAUCCAAGAGUUCACUGGGUCCUGAACCUCUAAAGGGAAAAGGUCUCCCCUGGAGCAGGAGCAUCAGAGUUUGCUCGGGGGCAUAAGGUAGGUGAGUGCUGGGCCGAGGCAGGCUCCCCUGGCACUGCUAGUUGCAGGAGCACUUUACCUUUGUAUCAGUUACUAAAAACAAAAUUUGAAUCCUUUGGUCAGGUUCCCCCAAAUUAUUUUGAGGUAGCCAUGUUUAAGUGCUUGAGCUUUUGUGUUGGCAAACCCCUGCCCAAGGUUGCUAAUAGGGUAUUCUGCCCCUUGUUUCCACAGCUGAGGCACAGAAAGUAGCCUCUUUUGUGAGGAGUUGGGAGUUAAGUAUACAUUUAUUUUUUUACCAUGAUUUGUUCAGGACCACAUUUUACAAGAUACCUUGUUUCCUUUAUUAUUGUUUCUGGAAAGUCCUAUUCAUAUUAUUUUAUUUGAAUAUAGAAUAUAGUUUUUUUAAAUGAGGGCUUAUUUUGAAAAAUUCUGAGCUUAAUUCAAAUUUAUGCCAAUACCUUCCCAAAUAAGGUAAUAGUCAAAGACAGAUGUUCUGAUCAAAUGGCUUAGAGAUAGUCCUGGAAUAUUCAUAUUCAAAGAUUCCUUAUUAAUGAAUGUCUUUAACUUAAAUCUACCCAAUAAUUGCAACAUGGUUCUUUGUACAUUUUCAUUAUAUGGUGUUAACAAGCUUCACUGCAAACAAAUAAAUUACUUAAGUUA
Molecule: messenger RNA, 2739 nt
Organism: Homo sapiens (human)
Lineage: Eukaryota; Metazoa; Chordata; Mammalia; Primates; Hominidae
Gene: YAE1
Product: YAE1 maturation factor of ABCE1
Exons: 3
Coding region: 16-636 (206 amino acids)
Cellular component (GO): nucleus; cytoplasm
Source: RefSeq, marked validated